Scheffersomyces amazonensis is the source of this 1520-nucleotide messenger RNA. RefSeq names its product methylenetetrahydrofolate dehydrogenase (NAD(+)). The transcript has a single exon. The record is from RefSeq and is a predicted model, not a curated record. Gene Ontology annotation, biological process: purine nucleobase biosynthetic process. NCBI's taxonomy places the organism in Eukaryota, Fungi, Ascomycota, Pichiomycetes, Serinales, Debaryomycetaceae. Gene Ontology annotation, cellular component: cytosol. Gene Ontology annotation, molecular function: methylenetetrahydrofolate dehydrogenase (NADP+) activity; methylenetetrahydrofolate dehydrogenase (NAD+) activity. Bases 227 to 1225 code for a protein of 332 amino acids.
GGGGAAGUGCGCAUUUUGACUUCUCUUGAAAUUUUCUGAAGAUGAGCAAAGUAUGGGUGGUAUUAUUUAUAUAGUAAUUGAAUUCUUCUGUAUUUAAUUAUUAUAUUUAGUUAAGUGUUUAUUGAUUUAAGUAUAGUAAAGUUAUUACUUCAGUUACCUAAUUAGGUUAUCUCAUUCUUUUCUUUUGUUAGUUUUAUCCAUAAGUUAAUAUUUUCAACAAUACAUUAUGGAUUCAUCUACUACUACGUCAUCGAUUCCAUCAAAACCAGCUGGUAGAACUAUAUUAGCUUCAACAAUUGCUAAACCAUAUAUAGAAGAAAUUAAUGCUGGAUUAUCUAAAUUAGAUUUUAAACCUAAAUUGGUAGGAUUUUUAGCCAAUGAUGAUCCUGCUGCUGAGAUGUAUGCUAAUUGGACAUCAAAAACGUGUGAUUCAUUAGGUUUCACUUAUGAAUUAAUUAAAGUUAAUAAGAAUGAUUUAGAAAGUCAAUUAAUGAAAGCAAAUGAAAAUGAUGAUGUUAAUGGUAUAAUGGUAUAUUUCCCAGUAUUUGGUGAUAAUCAAGAUCAAUAUUUACAACAAUUAAUUUCUCCUGAAAAGGAUGUAGAAGGAUUAAAUUUCUUAUAUUAUCAAAAUUUAUAUCAUAAUGUUAGAUUCUUAGAUCCACCAAGAAAUGAACAAAAAUCUAUUUUACCAUGUACUCCAUUAGCAAUGGUUAAAAUAUUGGAAUAUUUAGGAGUUUACAAUAAAAUUUUACAUUAUGGAAAUAGAUUAUAUGGUAAGAAAAUAUUAGUGGUUAAUAGAUCUGAAAUUGUUGGUAGACCAUUAGCCGCAUUACUUGCAAAUGAUGGUGCAACAGUAUAUUCAUUAGAUAUUAAUAAUAUUCAACAAUUUACAAGAGGUGAUGAUUUAUCAUCUCAUAGACAUAAAGUAGUUGAUCUUGAUAAAAAUGAAUAUACUUUAGAAAAAAUAGCACCUUUAUGUGAUGUUAUAAUAACUGGAGUUCCAUCAGAUCAAUAUAAAUUCCCAAUUCAAUAUAUUACAAAUGGUGCAGUAGUUAUAAAUUUUGCUAGUCAUAAAAACUUUGAUGAAGGGGUCAAAUCAAAAGCAGGUUUAUAUGUACCAUCUAUUGGUAAAGUUACUAUCUCAAUGUUAUUAAGAAAUUUAUUAAGAUUAAUAGAUAAUAAAACCAUUAGAUUGAAUAGAGAAGCUCAAAACCACACUCAAUAAAUAAUUAUGAGUUACUAUCUUAGGUUACAUUAUCCCCAUAUUAAAAUAUUCUCACUACCCCCAAAUCUUCUUUUUUUUCUGGUACCCGCGAUUGCAUGCAGGAAGCCGAAGAGUCAAAUUUUUUUAGUACCCUCUGCACAAACAGGAACCAAACAGGAUAUGGGUUGAAAUGACUCUUUUUGAUGAUGGUUGGAUGUGAAUUACCUCAGCAGCACACAAUCAAAUUUAGCAACCAAAUAUCAUCAUUAAUAUUAUUAUAUUAUUAUAAUUAUAUGGCCAUAAAAUAAAAGCCGCA